Miscanthus lutarioriparius is the source of this 966-nucleotide messenger RNA. The record is from the annotation of a GenBank genome assembly. Lineage: Eukaryota; Viridiplantae; Streptophyta; Magnoliopsida; Poales; Poaceae.
AUGGAGGAGUACAAACCGUGUGCGGCCAUGGUGGUGACGCAGUGCAUCUACGCGGCUCUAGCGCUCUGGUCCAAGGCGGUGUUCACCGGCGGCAUGAGCCCCCUGGUCUUCGUCGUCUACAGGCAGGCCGUUGCCACCAUUGUGCUCGUCCCCGUCGUCAUCGCGGCCAACAGGAGGAAGAUGAAGGAGAUGAUGGGCCGCCUUGGAAUGACAGGCUUCUCCUUGGUCUUCGUCGCGUCUCUUGUCGGGGCGACAGUGAAUCAGUGUUUGUACUACCAAGGGGUGAAUCUGGGCUCGUCAUCGAUGGCAACGGCCAUGACCAACUUGAUUCCGGCCAUCACCUUCGUCAUGGCAGCAUCAGUCGGGCUAGAGAGGGUGGACGUGAGGAGGCCGAGGAGCCUGGCCAAGAUCUUGGGCACGGCCGUCUGCGUCAGCGGCGGGCGGCAGCAGGUGCCCAUCUGCAAGUCGUACGUGGACCCGCUGGCGCUGUCGGCGUGGAUGUGCCUCCUGUCCACGCUGCAGUCCGCGCUGCUCGUCGCCUUCCUCCUGCCGGACCCGACCGCCUGGAGGAUCCACUCGCUCUUCGACCUCUCCUGCUGCCUCUUCUCGGGGGUGUUCGGGUCAGGCGUCACGUUCUACCUGCAGUCGUGGAGCAUCUCAGUGAGGGGACCGCUCUACUCCGCCAUGUUCAACCCGCUCUGCACCGUGAUCACCACCGUGUUCGCCGCCGCCGUCCUCCGCGAAGAGCUGCACGUCGGCAGCUUGCUGGGCGCGAUCGCCGUCAUCGCGGGGCUGUACGUGGUGCUGUGGGGCAAAGCGGGCGACGGCAAGAGGGCCGGGAUGGAGCCAGAGCAGCACUCGGAAGAUUUGGAGAAGACGUCGGCGCGGUCGGACUCGACGGUCGACGUCGGCAGUGGCAUCGCCGAGCCCCUCCUGGCGGCCGGCGAUGAUCCAACGGAGAAGUAG